AAAAUAGGCGGCAGGUGCCGUCCGGUUGAACGUUGCACCACAGGGCUGCGACGCCAACUCUGCGACGAACAUGCGGCACGCGCUGGUGGAGAUGCUGCUUGGUAGAGCGCGGCCUGCGGCCCUGCACCGCGGUGGCGGCGGCGAUGGUGGUGGCGGAGGGCCUGGCCCCACCAGCAGCAGCAGCGGCACACGGCCUGGCGGCGGCGGCCCUGGGCCCAGCAGUUGCGGCGUGCAUGUGCGUAGCAGAGGGGGCGAGCAAGGCCACGUGGAGGAGGACAGCGCGGCGUCGCCCAAGACUCGGCGCCGGCGCGCAGGUUGAGGCCGGCCAGUGUCUGGUUAGGGUCUUUGCUGGCGAGCAUAGCACCGCGCAGUAUGUGGUAGGCCGCGGCAGUGAGGAGUGUUGUGGUUGAAGGAUUUCCUGCUGUUUGGUUGAUUGCUGGCUGUGCUGUUGCUUGAUAGCUGGACGCGGCUGGACACAUUGCGAACCGACCCCGGCUAUGUCCGGGAGAUGAGGUAGACGCUUGCGGCCGCAGACUAGAGAGUAGAGACGUGGCGUGGGCGCAGCCCACUUUUCCCAUUCGAGGGGAACCACAUAUCUUGUCUUGUCCAGGCACGCCGCACACAGCCAGGGUGAGAAGCAGAGGCGCACCCUUGGCGAGAAGGGAUGCAACCGCUGGUUAGGAUCCAGGGGUGCCCCUGUUAGGACCCCUUUGCCACUGAGUUCACGUGCUCAUACCCCUUUUGGGUGCCUUGCUCAGGAGCGAAGAAGAGCGAAGAUUGCAUUGGUUACAAGAGGGACCUGCUGACGCAGUUCACGAGCCAGUGACAUGGAGAACGAACACCCUGCUCUGGACCCCAGAGCGAAGCAACAUUGGCGGCGAAGCCCCUCAGAAUCUAUCCGUGGCCACUGCACGCAAGCACUGCAUGUGCUCAUACGGUACUCUGGUUCAUGCUGCGCCAGCCUUUUAUACGGAUGUCCGUUCUGUUAUAUGGCUGGCCACGGGGCCCGCCGGGGAGCUGACCCGCCCGCAGGCUGCAGGUGCGCGCACGGGUGCGUGCGCCGGGACUUUGUCGGCACGUAUGAAUAUGAACAUGCUGGAAUCUGCCGUUUAGGGCGUUCCGAUAAGCUGGGCAUGUAACUGGCACUGGCAGUAUGCCUUGCCGCCGCUUUAUGCCCCGUGGGCAAGGGAUACAGCCCGAUACAGCCUGCAAGGAGUUUUCUCAGUGAUCCGUACUGCAGUGCUGAGCGGGCGAAUUGGUGGCGAUGGUAGAGAAUACCUCUGUAAUAGCUUGUAAUG
Chlamydomonas reinhardtii is the source of this 1298-nucleotide messenger RNA. RefSeq lists its product as uncharacterized. NCBI's taxonomy places the organism in Eukaryota, Viridiplantae, Chlorophyta, Chlorophyceae, Chlamydomonadales, Chlamydomonadaceae. The record is from RefSeq and is a predicted model, not a curated record. The transcript has a single exon. The coding region runs from base 92 to 319 and encodes 75 amino acids.